Oncorhynchus mykiss (rainbow trout) is the source of this 6513-nucleotide messenger RNA. RefSeq names its product short transient receptor potential channel 5. The record is from RefSeq and is a predicted model, not a curated record. NCBI's taxonomy places the organism in Eukaryota, Metazoa, Chordata, Actinopteri, Salmoniformes, Salmonidae. Gene Ontology annotation, cellular component: plasma membrane; cation channel complex. Gene Ontology annotation, molecular function: store-operated calcium channel activity; inositol 1,4,5 trisphosphate binding; protein binding. Gene Ontology annotation, biological process: regulation of cytosolic calcium ion concentration; calcium ion transmembrane transport.
CCGCUGUGACCACACUCCGCUCGACACCAUGACAACCGCGGCAAACGCACGGCGAGCCCCCGGCCCUGCCGCUACACCAAUCAGGGAGGAGUGAGCAGAGCACUGCAACCUGUGUGGGGUGAGACGAGCGCAGGAUAACAGAACAGAGCUAGAACACCACAGACACCCCUUCUUACAGAGAGAGAGAAGGUACCCAGCCAUUUAUCAGUCUCUUAUCUGAUGCUAGAGAAAACCUCCUGGAUUAUCAGUGGUGCUCUUGUUAUUUUACCCCGCAGUGGGGAGGAGUAUAGGGAUGGAGAUUCUGGGUAAUCAGCCUUCCCUGUUCCCGAUUCGAGUUCUCUGCUCCAUGGUGGGAGCUGAGAGACGUCUCUUGGAGCCACAGCCACCGACCAUGAGGAUUGGAUAAGAAUCCCACCAAUUCUAACAGGAUCACCCAAUCACCAUAAAAAAAUGAUCUAGAAGUAAUCAGAAAAGGGACAGACUGGUAGGGAAACAUAAAGAAAUAGAGAAUGUAGAAAAUCUGCAUCAGAUUCCAAUCUCCCAGUAGGUCGUGAGUGACGCUGACUGUGUGCACAUGAUGAAUCCCAUGGCCCAGCUGUACUACAAGAAGGCGAGCUACUCACCGUACCGCGACCGCAUCCCGCUGCAGAUCGUGCGGGCGGAAGCGGAGCUGUCAGUUGAGGAGCGGGCGUACCUGACGGCGGUGGAGAAGGGCGACUAUGCCGGGGUGAAGCUGGCCCUGCAGGAGGCGGAGAUCUACUACAACAUCAACGUGAACUGCCUGGACCCGCUGGGGCGCAGCGCGCUGCUCAUCGCCAUCGAGAACGAGAACCUGGAGGUGAUGGAGCUGCUGCUCAACCACGGCGUGCACGUGGGCGACGCGCUGCUCUACGCCAUCCGCAAGGAGGUGGUGGGCGCCGUGGAACUGCUUCUGUCCCACCGCAGGCCCAGUGGAGAGAAACAGGUGCCCAACCUGAUGAUGGAUACCCAGUUCUCAGAGUUUACCCCUGACAUCACACCCAUCAUGCUGGCAGCUCACACCAACAACUACGAGAUCAUCAAACUGCUGGUCCAGCGCAAAGUCACCAUCCCCCGGCCACACCAGAUCCGCUGUGACUGCGUGGCGUGCGUGUCCAGCUCCGAGGUGGACAGCCUGCGCCACUCCCGCUCCCGCCUCAAUGUCUACAAGACCCUAGCCAGCCCGUCCCUCAUCGCCCUGUCCAGCGAAGACCCCAUCCUGACCGCCUUCCGUCUGGGCUGGGAGCUGAAAGAACUGAGCAAGGUGGAGAACGAGUUCCGUCAGGAGUACGAGGAGCUGUCCCAACAGUGUAAGCUGUUUGCCAAGGACCUGCUGGACCAGGCCAGGAGCUCCAGAGAGCUGGAGACCAUCCUCAACCACCGUGACUACCUCAGUGAGGAGCUGGACCCAAAGGACUGCCGCGACCUGGCCAAGCUCAAACUGGCCAUCAAGUACCACCAGAAAGAGUUUGUGUCCCAGCCAAACUGCCAGCAGCUCCUGGCCACCCUGUGGUACGACGGUUUCCCUGGGUGGCGCAGACACCACUGGGCGGUUAAGCUGGUCACCUGCUUUACCAUCGGCCUGCUCUUCCCCAUCUUCUCCCUGGUCUACCUGCUGGCCCCUAGGAGUGCCCUGGGCCUCUUCAUCAAGAAGCCCUUCAUCAAGUUCAUCUGCCACACAGCCUCCUACCUGACUUUCCUUUUCCUCCUCCUCCUGGCCUCCCAGCACAUCGUGAGAACAGACCUGCACGUCCAGGGCCCACCACCCACCGUGGUGGAGUGGAUGAUCCUUCCCUGGGUGCUGGGCUUCAUCUGGGCUGAGAUAAAGGAGAUGUGGGACGGCGGCUUCACUGAGUACGUCCAUGACUGGUGGAACCUGAUGGACUUUGCCAUGAACUCUCUCUACUUGGCCACUAUCUCACUAAAACUAGUUGCUUACUUCAAGUACAACAGCUCUCGGCCGCGGGAGGAGUGGGAGAUGUGGCACCCAACGCUGAUAGCCGAGGCCCUGUUUGCUAUCGCCAACAUCUUCAGCUCCCUGCGCCUCAUCUCCCUGUUCACAGCCAACUCCCACCUGGGACCUCUGCAGAUCUCCCUGGGACGCAUGUUGCUGGACAUCCUCAAGUUCCUCUUCAUCUACUGCCUGGUGCUGCUGGCCUUCGCCAACGGGCUCAACCAGCUGUACUUCUACUACGAGACCAAGGCCUCGGACGAGCCCAACAACUGCAAGGGGAUCCGCUGUGAGAAGCAGAACAACGCCUUCUCUACGCUGUUUGAGACGCUGCAGUCCCUGUUCUGGUCCAUAUUCGGCCUGCUCAACCUGUACGUGACCAACGUGAAGGCACGCCAUGAGUUUACAGAGUUUGUGGGAGCCACCAUGUUCGGUACCUACAACGUUAUCUCCCUGGUGGUGCUGCUCAACAUGCUCAUCGCCAUGAUGAAUAAUUCCUAUCAGCUCAUCGCUGACCAUGCGGACAUUGAAUGGAAGUUUGCCCGUACCAAGCUGUGGAUGAGUUAUUUCGACGAGGGAGGAACUCUCCCUCCGCCCUUCAACAUCGUCCCCAGCCCCAAGUCAGUGUGGUACCUGUGUGUGUGGACGUACAACCGCCUGUGUGGAGGGGACCAGCCCAGCCCUGACGACCUGAGGAAACACGAGAACUUAAAGGAGUUCACGGAGCGUCAUGCUGACAACCUGAUUCAGAACCAGCACUAUCAGGAGGUGAUCAGGAACCUGGUAAAGAGGCAUGUAGCAGCCAUGAUCCGCAGUGCUAAGACAGACGAGGGACUGACUGAGGAGAAUUUUAAGGAGCUGAAGCAGGACAUCUCCAGUUUCCGCUAUGAGGUGUUGGAUCUGCUGGGGAACAGGAAGCCCCCGCGGAGAACCUAUUCAUCCAGCAGUGAGGCCACUCAGCAGGACGAGGCCAACAAUGAGGGGGAGGGAGGGGCCGGACAGGGUCAGUCCAGGGACCAAGGGGCCAAGGGGGUGUCCUUCAGCAUGUCAACCGCUGAGAGGAAGAGCAAGGACUCUGGAUUCAGUGUCUCUGCCCUCUUUAAGUCCAUGUCAGGGGUGGAGGGGCCAGUGGACAACAAACCAAAGUGCAACGGGCUGCGGUUCUCCUCCUCCUCCCCUUCAUUUGCUGUGUUCAGCCGCACUGGUGGCCAGCUGCAGCGCUUCUCCAAGUCCAAGAGAGACUCCAUCAGGCGGCUGGGUCUGCUCUUCUCCCGCAUGAACGGACACGUCCCAGAGCACAGGGCCCCUCCUCCCUGCAUGCACCAGCCCACCUACAGCAUCUCAGAUGGCCUACUUCAUCAGCCCACAACCUGGCCGGACGUCCAUAUCGCCCCCGAUCCCCAGGUUACAUACAGCCAGUUCCACCUGGACCGGCUGGGGGUGAACCUGAAAGAGCUACCCCAGGCCCCUACCCAGGCCCAGGCCCCUACCCAGGCCCAAGCCCCUACCCAGGCCCCACCCCAGCAGGCUAACGGGAGUGACAGCCUGCUCCUACGGCCCCCGAGCCUCUCCCUGCCGCCCCCAGGCCCCUCUCUGCCGACCCCGGGUCACUCCCUACCGCCCACGGGCCUCUCCCUGCCACCCCUGCACUGUGCUUCUGGCAUCAGGGCCUCCAGCAUCAGGGCCUCCAGCUCCCAGGCUGUCCUCCUGGGCUCUAGUGAGGACAUGUAUGAGUCCUGGAUAGGACCUUGUGAUGAGCUGGACUCUUCAGAGUGGUGGGCUGAGCAGGACUCCAUCACCACACAGCUUUAGAGUCACCCGCCACCCCCAGAAUAAUGUAGGACAGCAAACUACAAUAUGUUCAGGUCACACUGCUGAGGACAGAGAAAAAAAGUGUCUGACACAAGUAUUCAAAACCCAGGACUAAUUUUCUCAAAGAUAUCAUAGGAAGAUUCUAAACAUAUAAUGAAAAAAAAAAAUAACGUUAUUUCUUGCAAUAUAACUACGUUUGCAUACUGCCACCUACCUGUGAUGCUUAGAUCUUUGUUUGCGGAUUGUAAGUUCACUAUCCUCUCUCAACACGUGUUCUCAUACAGUUUCGGCCCAGUUAAUUCUAUUUUACCUAUCAAAUUAUCACUGAGAUAAGGGGGUCAUGUACACAGGUCAGCUAUUACCAUUGUCCAAACUUCUACUCUCUUACAAAUAUGUUUAAUCUCUUGUUGCAAGUAUUUCUAUUGUCUUUUAGCAGACUGUUUUGCCAGGUAGUGUGCCACAUACAAAUGCCAGAUGUCCUCUAUACAGUAGUGUGUUCCUUUUGGUACAUCAUAACCUAAACAUGGAUGGUUAAUAUCAUGGUGGAAUAUGUUUAUUUCAGGUUCAAUAUUCUAGUUGUUUUUGGACAAUUAACUAAGAAUUACUGUCCUCUGUUUUUCCAUGAAAGGUCUCUUUUUCUAUAGUUUCUUGGAAAUAAGCCACUACCCAUUUUUGGUUAUUGAGACAGGAAAUGCAUGAUAUUAGUAGGGGUAGGUUUAUUUAUCCAUAGUUUUAAUGUGUUUAUUUAUAGUCUCAUUUACUUUGGACAAGAUGGUUAUGAAUUAUAAUACUCAAGAUCAAUUUGGCAGAGGACCCCUACGCAAACAAUGUUUCAUAGUUGUUGAAAACAAGCUUGUAUACAAAUACACAUUUUUAUUUGAUAAUUAGAUUAAGUGUUAUCUAUUCAAAUAUAUUAAACCAUAUUUGACUGAUUCUUCAGAGAACUAGGAUUCCAAGACUGAACUGUCCAAAAUGUUGAAAUAGCUAUACUCUGGGCUAUUAGUGACAACUCAAUGCAUUCGCUAGUUGCAGUAUUCAGGACUCACCUUAGAUAAUGUACCAUCCCAUCAAUUCAAAAUGAACAGUUUAGUAAUUGCAUUUGAUCUUUUGACCAAUUCGAUCAGCUAUUUUGCCCAUAAUUGGGAAAGAUCAGAAUUUGGCUGCCUGUGUAAACACAGCCAAGCUCAGUGAACAAAACUGCCUGAGUACCAGUGAGCUAGCACUCUCCAUGGUGCUGAUUAUGACAGGAAGGGUAGCAGCAACAUCGGUCUUGUGUGCUGUCCAGGGUCCUGGCCCUCAGAUACCAUCAUCGAACCAAAUGACUUCUCUAAAGCAGGGCUCUCCAACCCUGUUUAUGGUAAAUGUUCCCUCCAGUCCUAAUCAAGUGCACCUGAUUCUAAUAAGAAGCUGGUAGAUAAGCUUAAUCAGGUUAGUUAAAAGAUUCUUGAAAGUUGGGGACAAUCCUUGUCCGGCAGGGAAACUUUAUUUUAUAGGUGAAUUUGAUAAAGGAAAACAUUUUUUGUAAUUUGUAAAAAUAUUUUUAGUAUUGUUAAUUUCCCUGUCAGGCUCUGUGCCAGGAAAUGCCGCAGUCCUGUAGGAUCAAAAUGUCUAACUCCCCACAAAAGUGUUGAAAAUUUUGUUUCUUGCAAUAGCCCUCUGAUUAAGGAAUAUUUUUCUCAAAACUGUGACUCCUAAAAAACUCAAAAUGAAUCAGAAAUGAGCAGGGUUAGCUAUACCAUCUCCUGAUUACAGGUAUUGCUACAAGACAAGGUAACCCAUACAAAUUAAAUGGAAGUAUGGAGGUAGUUGCCAUUUAUAAAAGUGUUAUUCAAUUCUAUGAGCUAUAGUGGUAAAGGCUAAAUUCAAUAUUUUAUCAAAUAGGUUUAUGAUCCAUGGUAUGACCAUCUUAAAACAAUUACAUAUGUUAGCUUAGUAGAAGCCUCAAAGGAUGAGACGAGCCAACUUUCAAAACAAGUCCUUUUUGGCUAGCCACAGCAGUAAACUAGCAAGCUAGGCAGCUGUUCAGCGUUGUAGUACAUUCACUAAUUUGUUUGUAAACAAUUAAGCUAGUUAGCUACCACGUCAUGUUCUUGUCAACCAGUCAGAGGAGCUAGCAAGUAACAAGAUAUGUCAAAAGUCUAAAAAACACUUCAGGGCAAAUAAAUCAGAUUUGACCGUCGCAUGCCCAGGAAUCAGAUUUAUGACUUCAAACCACCUAUGCUGAAAUGUGGCUUGAAAUGUCUGAUUCCAUGUGGCUUUUGACUGUUCAGACUUCAGGAAAAACAGAUUAAAAUCUGAUAUGACCCCCCCAAAAAUGUGGCUUUAGACAACUCAGUCUAUGGUUCAAAUAUGUUCAUUUUAAUUAGGUUUUAGAAUCAUAAAGCAACUUAGGAGAAACUAUAUUGCUACUGUGUAUACCACUUGAAUAAAAGUAGAAAAUAUGCAAUUUGUCAAAUCUGUAAAACAAACUCCGUCAGAGUGCUAAAAGAUCUAAUAGAACGUUUGUUUUUAAUUGGGGAUUUAAAUUAAUAAUUUUCCAUAUUUUACAAAUGUUUUUUUUUUCUUCUAUUGAUCUUGGAGGCAAAAAUAUGUCUGUUUUGAGUAGCUGUUGUCAACUCAGUCAGUAACUUCGGUCACUAAUGGCUAACCCCCUUAAGAUACAUUUGUCAAUACUUGAAUCACUGUUCUGCAACAUGCUUAAACUAUUAAAAUAUGUGUUGUGCUACACCUAA